Messenger RNA from Hibiscus syriacus, 432 nucleotides. RefSeq names its product protein BIC1-like. The coding region runs from base 1 to 432 and encodes 143 amino acids. The transcript has a single exon. NCBI's taxonomy places the organism in Eukaryota, Viridiplantae, Streptophyta, Magnoliopsida, Malvales, Malvaceae. Gene Ontology annotation, biological process: blue light signaling pathway. The record is from RefSeq and is a predicted model, not a curated record.
AUGAACGUAGAAGCACCACCACAAAUGACCACCCACCCCCCAAAUCCUCCCCAGUUUCUUGAAGAACCCAGCAAAUCUCUGCAAGCUGACGAGGGAAGCUCGUUAAAGGGUCAGUGUUCAUCGGCUGAUGGCGUUCGACAAGUGGUCGUCGAUGAAGUUGCUAUAGGAGCAGUGAGGAGGGCUGAAGAAGACGACGACGAAGAAGAAGACAAUGGGCGGGAGAGAUUGAAGAGGCAUAGGAUUGAAGUGGCAAAAAGUAGGGUUUGGAUUCCAGAUAUAUGGGGACAAGAAGACCUUUUGAAAGACUGGAUCGAUUGCUCUGCAUUUGAUGAAUGUUUGGUUCCCACCGGGAUUACGUCGGCUCGUGCUGCUUUGGUUGAACAAGGAACAAGAUCAACUACCCGCAGGAUUAGAAUAGAAAACAGGUGUUGA